AUGAAUAGAUUCUUAGAAUGUACACGAUGCGUUUUGGAUAUGCAACAUACGAAUGGGUAGUGUGUAUGUAAACGAAUAAAAGGUGACUGAACGAUGAAGAAGAAGCAGAUAGUAUAUAUUGAGAGUUGUAAAGAAAAGCAGUUGUAGCGUCGGUCAGUCAGAGAAUCAAGUAAUCAUAGAUUGAAUCUAACAUCUUUUUCUUUUUACCAAUCCAUAUCCCCCACAAUAAGAAAAAAUGUCGACUAAAAGAGCUUGGCAAAAAAAUGAAAUUGUAGAGUUAAUUUCAAUGUAUAAAGAAAGAUCCGUGUUGUGGAAUACGAAGGACACCGAACACAGGAACCGCGAAAAAAAAACAAAAAUUUUACACGAAAUCGCGUUGAAGUUCAACUGCUCAGUAGAGGAAAUUCAACGCAAAAUUCAUAAUUUACGAAAUCAGAUGUCACAAGAAUUAAAAAAAAUUAGAAAAAAAACAAAAAGAGGAAGUGGCACGGAUGAUGUUAUAAAUACGUGUAACUGGCCGUAUUUUCAAGCUUUGCAAUUUUUAUUACCAGUAUUGACACACAAUAAUACCAAAUCGUCAUAUACAAGUGCCUCAAUGUCCAUUAAGAAAAAUGAAGAAUCCGAUGUGUAUGCGAUUAAUAGCGAAAAGAAUGUAAAAGACGAUGAUAAAACAAAUAAACCGAUGCAGGCACAGAAGAAGCGUAAACGUGAAAAUGAUAUUGAAGAGCAAUUAUAUCAAUCGGCUUUAAAAAGAAUACAACAAGGAUCUGACGAGUAUGACAAAUUUGGCGAAUAUGUAGCACUGGAGUUGAAAUCGUUAAGAUCGGAUUACAAUAAAUCACGAUUAAAACAUGAAAUACGAAAAGCAAUUGUUCGAAUUGCCGAAGAAGAUCUUUAUGGUUCAUGUUCAACAUUGUCAACUUCAACACCACUACCAUCACCUUCUAUUCAAGAAGAAUAUUAUCAACAAUCUUCCCAAUCGUGCUAAAACUUUAUUACCCCAUUUCAUCAUUAAUUUAUAAUUUUACGUGUACCAUUGCAUAUCAUUGAUUUCUUGUAUUUUGAAUUUUAUGAUAUAGUUUACAUG
Eufriesea mexicana is the source of this 1087-nucleotide messenger RNA. RefSeq lists its product as uncharacterized. Bases 236 to 988 code for a protein of 250 amino acids. The record is from RefSeq and is a predicted model, not a curated record. The transcript is spliced from 4 exons. Lineage: Eukaryota; Metazoa; Arthropoda; Insecta; Hymenoptera; Apidae.